AGCGGCCUCGCUGCCGCCAGGGGUCGCGGCAGUGCCUGGGGCGGGGCGGAGGAGCGCCAAGAUGGCGGCCGCGCGGUGGCUCGGGGCGGCAGCGGGGCUGGGCGGCCGGUUUUGUCAUACAGUAUUAAAAGAUCGUAAUUUGGCAACUAAACAGCCUUUCCACCAACUUGCACAGAAGAAGUCAUUUCUUCCAUCUGCAGUAUUGCAUAAUACAGUAAGAUGCAUGUUUAUUCAAACUCAGGACACACCAAAUCCAAAUAGUUUGAAGUUUAUUCCAGGCAAAGAAGUACUGGAGUCAAGGACUAUGGAGUUUUCCACACCUGCUGCAGCAUUUUGCUCACCUUUAGCAAGGCAGCUAUUCAGAAUUGAAGGAGUUAAAAGUGUUUUCUUUGGGCCAGACUUCAUCACAAUCACCAAGGAGAGUGAGGACCUGGAUUGGAACUUGCUGAAACCAGAUAUUUAUGCAACUAUAAUGGAUUUCUUUGCCUCUGGUUUACCUGUAGUUACUGAAGAGGCGCCUAGGACAGAUACAGCUCCAUCAGAAGAAGAUGAUGAAGUAGUAUUAAUGAUUAAAGAACUGCUGGAUACAAGAAUAAGGCCAACAGUGCAAGAAGAUGGUGGCGAUGUUAUUUAUAAAGGCUUUGAGGAUGGGAUUGUGCAGCUGAAGUUGCAGGGUUCAUGCACCAGCUGUCCCAGUUCCAUCAUCACCCUGAAGAAUGGGAUACAGAACAUGCUCCAGUUCUACAUCCCCGAAGUAGAAGGCGUGGAACAGGUUGUUGAUGAUGAUGAUGACGCGGAGAAAGAAGCUAAUUCUACUUAAGCUAGCAUCAUCUAUGGCCAAAUAAGUAUUUAUUUCUCAUGGUAUGUAAAUCAGCCUUGUGCUGAGAAACAACCAAAUUUGACUUUCUUGCCAGAAAAAUAGUUGUACUUCUGUCUGUGAAAAUGUCUCCUCAGUUUAAGCAGUUUAUCCACUAAUUUAUUAAAUGCCCUGCAUUGAAAUGGCAGGCUUCUAAAAAUGGUGAUGUGUCUCUUCAUUGUUCUUCCGUACAAAAAAUUGAAGAUUUAAAAAAAAAAGAGGGGGCAGAAGUAAAGUUUCUUGACUUUUUUUAUGCAAUAGAAAUAUUAAAUAUUUUUUCCAUUGCUGUAUAAAUGGGAGAUUCAGGAAUGUUAAUUUUAUCAAGUCUUAAUAAAAUGCUUUUUAUUUAUGUCAGUUUUGUGUGAAAAGUAACCCAUAACUUCAACUGUUAAUUUUAGAGGGUGCAAUAUUGCCAUCAUUUGUGAAAGUUAUCUACUUGUUUGCUACCACUGCACAAGUAAUAGCAACAGAAACAAAGUGAAUUGUUUGUUUUAAAAAACAUAUAUUUUUAAAUAAAUGUUAAAAAAUGAUCCUUAUCAACUUCAGUAAGUAGCAAGACUAAUUAGCUUACUUAGAAGUAAAAUUGUUCAGCCACCAUUAGUGGUCUGUUUAAACUUGCAAAAGAUGAUCUCUCUACAUAAUACUCCUACAUCAAGAUGAAUGUGCAAUGCUUAAGGGCACAAAUUACAUUUGUAGGAUAGCAAAGAAAAUGAAUGUGUUUACCUAUGCAAUAUCCUGUUCCUUCUACAGUGCCAAAGAGUGCAGCUUAUGUGUAACUUGGCUGCCCUGGCUGAGUGCGGGGAGGACGUGGCAGAGCAGAACACGCUCCAGUUUAGAGACUAUGGGAAGAGAAAUAUUUAUUGUUCUGAAAUUGAAAUACGUAAAUCAGGCUUUGCAAGUACUUCUGUUUAUUUCUUGUGCGUGUAGGACUUAAUUUCUUCCUGGUGCCUAGCGUUAGCAGAUGGCUUGCCUAAUGGAGAUAGUAUUUCUUCUUUGUGCUGCUACAGUUGAGCUGAGUUUGUGGUCAUUAUUUGGCUUAUGAUUAUAGUAGUGUUCCCUGCGUGCAAGGAUUUGACAGCCUCUGGUAUAUUUCCUGUUCCCCUCCUUGCCAGUGUAAUUCCACUGAGUCCCUUAAAUGGGAUCAAUUAAGUCAGUGGAGAAUCUUAUAUGGCAUGCCAGAUCAGCAUGUGGUAACAAUAAACUUCGUAUUACUUGUUGGAAAUUUGAAAAUAAAUAUUUUAGCAAAAUAUUUCUUUAGCUUUCAUGUAGAGUAAUGACCUACUGUCAUUUAAAUUACCCACUCCGGAUUUAGAAAUUGGUUUGAAAUUACUAUGUUUUCUUCAACUCCACUACAAAGUACACAGUGCCAGAUCUUACAAGUUAUAUCAGUGACAAAAUCCCCCUUGAGGUAGGCUCAUACUAUCCAAGAGAGCUUAUGCAAACUUUAUCACCAUGUUCAUCAGCAAAGCACAGAACGGCAAGUAAUGUUUCUCGUUUCUCAAAAACAGAGCUUUUUUAGGUCUAAUUUGCCAAUUCAAUGCAUUAUAUAUGUCAGAACAUAAGCAGCAAAGUAGCUGAUUUGUGUGUUAAAUAAAAAUGUAUCUCUUCA
Cygnus atratus (black swan) is the source of this 2465-nucleotide messenger RNA. It is a transcript of the gene NFU1, whose product is annotated as NFU1 iron-sulfur cluster scaffold. Lineage: Eukaryota; Metazoa; Chordata; Aves; Anseriformes; Anatidae. Bases 62 to 820 code for a protein of 252 amino acids. Gene Ontology annotation, molecular function: iron-sulfur cluster binding; iron ion binding. The record is from RefSeq and is a predicted model, not a curated record. The transcript is spliced from 8 exons. Gene Ontology annotation, cellular component: mitochondrion. Gene Ontology annotation, biological process: iron-sulfur cluster assembly.